Molecule: messenger RNA, 1794 nt
Organism: Anneissia japonica
Lineage: Eukaryota; Metazoa; Echinodermata; Crinoidea; Comatulida; Comatulidae
Exons: 5
Coding region: 548-808 (86 amino acids)
Source: RefSeq, a predicted model, not a curated record
GACGGUGGCAUUGUAAUUUUUGAACCAUAAAAAAUGUUCUUAUUGGCUGGGACAAUAGAAAAAUGUCAUAUUCUUAUUUCUCGUGUUGGAGUGCGUCAUUAUUUAGCCUGUGAUUGGCUAAAUAAAUGACGCAUUGCGACACGAGAAAUAAAGAUUGACUUCUUCGUGUUGAUUAAGCCUGUGAUUGGCUAAAUAAAUUACGCAUUGCGACACGAGCCUGUGAUUGGCUAUAGUGAAUGGUUCAAUGCGGCAAGAAGUGGUUUGACUCAUCUGGAACAAUUCAGAGCUUUCGUAAUACAUUAGAUACUAAUUAACCAAUUAGAAAGCAAUAACGGUGUGGCGUGAUUUUGAUUAGCCAAUCAGGGGAAAUCAGGAAGUGAGAAAUUUGCGAUGUCAUAGUGGAGGUGGAGUAUUUAAGGAGCUGCAGAGAGAUCGGAGCUCACUUUUUCACCGGUUUUCGUCUGCUGCGGACCUGCAUGCCACGUUGCGAUAGAAAAAGAUACACAAGACAGCCAACAGCAAACAAAAUAUUGCUGGAUGUAUAAGGAUGGAUAUCUUUGCUCAGGAAGAAGGUUAUGAUAUUGACGGUGAUAGUAUUAUGGAUACAACGCCCGCAGCCAUAUUUCCGGCUAAAAGUGGUUUUUGUGAACGUAACAAUAUUAGAACGGUAGAGAAAGAACCAUCUAAUAAAGAUGAUGAAAUAUCAUGUUUUACAAAGAUGAUAUCCUUAAUGAUAAGGAGUUUGCCAAAAUAUAAAAGAAGAUUGGUACAGCUUCGGCUAAUGGAGGUAAUUUGUGAGGUUGAGUGACAUUGAAGUUGAACUACAGUGCUAAUGAUCUACUUUUAGUAUAAUUUCACAUAAUACUUUGAUGAGGGUGGGUGUUGGAUGGUGGGGAGCGGGAGCUUGUCAAAUGCUUGAGUGACGUUUACUCAAUUUGUACUUUGUUUUCUUUAGUGUACUGUAUUCUAUUUGAAGCAGUCAACUCUCCCAAUACCGACCACCCUUCGGACCGUCCACUUUGACCGGUUUUCUGGACGGACCGGUUUAGAGAACGUCAUGUUUACCUACCUUGGUUUCCCGAUCUUGAGUCAAUAAUAAGCCUAGGCUUAGCAAGGUACAGCAGAAAUGUACACCACACUGCAUCAUGUACUGUGUAGGCCUACUGACCUGAGAACGUCUUUUAAAAUUCAUGUUUUACUUUAUUUUUACAUUAUUUAUGUUGUACGUACCUAUUGUUUUGUGUCGAAGUCUAUUAUCAAUAAAAAUUUACACAAAUCAACUUAAUGUGUAUCGUAAUUUAUAAUAAGUGUCAGUGUUAUUUUUCGUUCGAUCGCCUUAAUCUACUUCGCUUCAACGUGGUUGCACGCUUGAUUGGUUUUCGAUGCCGCUGGCAUAACCUUAGCUUGUUGGGUCGCUAAAUGCAAAAAAUAAGUGCUAACUUAUGCAGCGCCCCCUAAACUGCGUCAGCCAAUAGAAAACAGUCAGAGGUGACAGUCAAAGUGUCAUGCGCAUUUGUUUUUAUGAAAUCGAUAGCGUGGGACCGCUUGGUUUGCCUUAGCGUGAGAAUGAAUGCAAAAUGUAAGAAAAGGGUACGUUCCUUAAUAAAGAAAACACACUCAUGAACUUUAUUAAACAAUCAGUUUAUUAAACAAAUGAAAUCUAGGCUUAUUGCAAUUAAUUAAUUAAUGCGCUAUCGGCGUGUCACACGAUCAACACUAACGAUCGUACACGUGGUGUUGUAUUAAUUUUGGACGCACCAAUAUCAUGUGAAGUGUGCCACUGUUUCAAAAGUG